AUGGGUUGUAGUGUAGUUGAAGUGUUCAUGUUGUCUAAGAAGAUCCAGAGAUUUAUAAUUAGUUUGGUUGAUGCUAGAAUAAGGGCUUUUGCUACCUUUGCUAUUGCCUCGGCCUUUGCCCUCGACUCUCUGAUUUCCCAGAGGGGGGAGGCCAAGGGGGGUAUCCUUCGAUAUGUAUUGUUGAAGGAUCUCAAUGCAUUAGCUCUCUUGAGGGCUUUAACUGCAAGGAUCUGGAUAUAUGGUUUGAAGUAUAGUUUUUUAUUGAAGUGGACUCCGAAUUAUCUGAAUGGGUCAGGUUUGAUCUUUAUAUUUAUAAAUCCAAGUAUAAACAAGAUCGGGGAGAUCGGUGAGUCUUGA
Sclerotinia sclerotiorum 1980 UF-70 is the source of this 357-nucleotide messenger RNA. RefSeq lists its product as hypothetical. The transcript is spliced from 5 exons. The coding region runs from base 1 to 357 and encodes 118 amino acids. NCBI's taxonomy places the organism in Eukaryota, Fungi, Ascomycota, Leotiomycetes, Helotiales, Sclerotiniaceae. The record is from RefSeq and is a predicted model, not a curated record.